Pedinophyceae sp. YPF-701 is the source of this 2013-nucleotide messenger RNA. The record is from the annotation of a GenBank genome assembly. NCBI's taxonomy places the organism in Eukaryota, Viridiplantae, Chlorophyta, Pedinophyceae.
AUGCGCCGCUGGAGCGCCGCCGCGUCCCGCUGGGCGGCGGUGGCCGUGGUGCUGGCUGUGGCGCUGGGGACCACGGCCCUCGCGCGCGCCGAGCGGGACCGCGACCCGCAGCCGUAUGACCUCCGCAAGGACGUGACGAAGUACACCGAACGCGCCGAGGCCGACCGCGUCGUCGGACUGCCGGGGGCGCCCCAGGGCUCCCAGCAAGUGCUGUACUCGGGCUUUCUGGAAGUGGACCAGCAGGCGGGGCGAGAGCUCUUCUACGUCCUCGCGGAGGCCGACGAGGACGCGGAGAACAAGCCGCUCGUGCUGUGGCUGAACGGCGGCCCGGGCUGCUCGUCCGUGGGCGGCGGCUUCAUGACGGAGCUGGGCCCGUACUACCCGGUCCGGGACGACACGUGCCCCGCCGACGCGCCCACCUGCCCCAUCAAGCUCGUGGCCAACGACAACUCCUGGACGCGCGAAGCCAACGUCAUCUUCCUCGACUCCCCCGCCCUCGUCGGCUUCUCGAGGUCCUCGCGGGCGUCCGACAACGUCGUCGGCGACGCGCGCACAGCGCGCGACGCCCUCCGCGCCCUCCUCGUCUUCACGCGCCGCUUCCCGGUCUACUCCAACCGCCCGUUCUACGUCGCGGGGGAGUCCUACGGUGGCCACUACGUCCCGAACCUGGCCGCCGCCGUCGUCGCGUGGAACAAGGGCGCGUACGAGCCCGUCCCGGCCAUCCCCGGCGGCGGCUUCUCGAUCCCGUUCGAGUGGCAGGACGAGUUUGGGGAUGUGUCGUUCGACCUGCGCGGGGCGCUGAUCGGGAACCCGUGGACGGUGCCGUUCGUCGAGACGGCGGCGACGCUGGUCAACCUGUGGUCGCGCGGCAUCAUCAGCGACGCGUCGCUCGUCGGCGCGCUCACGUCGUGCGACAUGGCGACGACGGGGCCCGUGGGGGCCGAGGACGCGGGCGACGGCGGCGACGGCGGCGCGCAGGGCGCCGCCGCGGACAUCCUCGCGGGCAUGGGCCUGCCGCCGGACAUCACGCAGGCGCUGCGCGUGGGGUGGCAGGGCGACGUCGUCCCCGCCGCGCAGUCCGGGGAGUGGACGCGGCGCGGCGAGGACGGCGACGCGGACUUCGAGGACGUCGACGACGCGGCCGCGAGCGAGGACAAGCGCGAGCCGCCCGCGCCCGCCGCCCGCGACGUGGGCUUCCGCCGCCACGCCGCCGUCGACCAGGGCCGCGUCGGGGGCGUGCCGAGCCGGCACGCGUUCCUCCGCGGCCUCGACAUGAUCCCCGCGGCCGGCGGCAAGCUCGUCAAGUGGGUCGGCGACCUCGUCCGCGUCCCCAAGCCCUCGCGCCAGGUCCCCGCGAUGACCUCGCACGCCGAGUGCCAGCACUACCUGGAGAUGGUGCUGUCCGAGAUGGGCCCCAUCAACAUCUACGACAUCUACGUCGACGUGUGCCGGCGGGGCGCGGGCGCCGCGUCCGACACCGCGCGGCAGCUCGCGCGCGUCCUCGGCGACCACCCCGCCGGCGUCGCCCUCCGCGGGUCCCUCCGCGGCCGCUACGACCCCUGCGUCGACUCCGAGGCGUCGCACUUCCUCAACCAGGCCGACGUGCAGCGCGCGCUCCACGUCCCCGCGGGGCCCGGCGGCCAGGCGGUGCCCUGGACGAUGUGCAACCCGUCGCUCGACUACUCCCGCGACGACCUGCUGACGUCGAUGCUCCCCGUGUACCGCUGGCUCCUGAAGGAGGCGCCCAAGGUGAAGCUGUUCGUGUUCUCGGGGGACGUCGACGGGAUCAUCCCCGUGCUAGGGACGCGCGUGUGGGUGCGGCGGCUGAUGCUCAAGCAGACGGAGUCGUGGGGGCCGUGGUACGACUCGAACGGCCAGGUCGGGGGGUACCGCGCCGGGUACGGGUCCCUGUGGUUCUCGACGGUGCGCAACGCGGGGCACAUGGUGCCGUACACGCAGCCCGAGCGGAGCGUGGACCUGCUGCGGUGGGCCUUCGAGGAGGGGGCGAAGUAG